UCUCUCUCUAUCAGGAAAAAUAAUUUUUUUUUUGCUACUGCUGUCGCCACACUCAAUAACGAAGCAAAUAUACACACGACAUCAGAAUUGAAAAUUGACUUUGUUACUGCUUUGAAAUUGCCUUGGAUUAUCAAUUCAUACCAGAGAGAAUAUCUGGUCAGUCGUCGGAUUCAUUUCGGUCAAUCGGACUGUGAAAAUAUCGCAUCAUUCACGACCGAGAUAGAAAAAAGCCACAACCAAUUUAACAUGGCAUUUUAAAAAAAAAUCAUACAAAAUGUUUGCCAAAUUCGGGCAUUCAGAUCGUUGUUAUUCGGCUGUGUAACGAGCGAAAGAACGAGAGAGAGAUAAAAAAAGAAGAAGAAUCAUUUCGAAAUAUAUAGGAAAAAAGUGCUCUUGACGCGACGUAGGCAAUCGUAGUGCUUCUUUUUAUGUAGUUAAUAUAUGUGUUAAAUAACAACAGCAGAAAUUGAAAUUGAGAUAAAAAGCACACACAAAAACAAAAUCAGUGUAAAUGCAGAUAAAAAAUUUGCCUGUGUGGAUCAUCAGAUUCGGCCAACAACAAUACAAGCCCGAUAUUCAUUCCAAGUAUUGUCAACAUAAAAAUUAGUGUCGAUUGACAUUUCGUGUUAUUAAAUAUUAAAUAAAAAGGGUGAAAUAUAUAUCUACAAAAAUAACUGAAAGCGAUUUAAUAAUGAAUAUUAAAUAAAAUGAAAAUUUGUGUUUAUUUGUAUUGUUUCGAUUACAAAUAAAGUAUGUGUCUAUUUUAUGAUACAACAUCAUCAAUAUCUAUUUAAUUCAAAAGACAGAAAAUUAAUCGUAAUAUUUAUAGGCUGAAAUUUACGCCUGAUACCGUGCAAGAGAAUUUUUUUUUAUUUUUACAUUAAAUUUAAUUUAAUGAAAAUUAUUUAAAUAGAAAUUAAACGAAAAAGAAAAAUUUAUACGAAAGAAGAAAAAAAAAACGAGCGAAAAAAUGUCGUCAGCAUCAGCAAUGGAUUUUCAAAUUGCGAACACAGCAAAUUUGGAGAAAAUUGAACGUUUCAUGAACGCUGGAGCUUAUCGAGAAAAUAUUGAAUAUAGUUCGAAUUUUAAUACACGACUGUGCAUUGAACGACGUUUACGUUUACCAUUUUUCGAUCCACAAACUGGCGUUGCUCAAAAUCAUUGCUCAUUAUUUAUGGCACGCCGACAACGAAUGCCCGGAUUUCGAAGUGGACAAAUAUAUUCAUAUCCAGCGGCACGAUGGCGAAAACAUCGACGUCAAUAUCUGUCGAAAAUGUUACGACCGUUUAGCUCAAUUGGUGCGAUAACUUCAACAGCGGCUCAAACAAAUGGUGCGGCUACGAAUAGCAUCAGCCAUCGACGCCUUGAAUACCAUCCAAAUCGAGAUGAAACCGAAACAGAUUUUAAUGGUAGUUCAUUUUUGGAGGAAAGCUCAUCGUUAGGCGGCGCUGGUGAUACAUCGGAUAGCAAGGAUAGUCAACACAUCAAAGAUGAUAUUGUUCGUCCUUAUCCAACUGAGUGGUUUUAUGAUGAAUAUCCGAAUGAAAUUGAUGGUUUGGAAGAGCCAAAAUCACCCGUUGAUGAUGAAUAUGACUAUGAUCCACGGUACGGUAGCAAGAAACGAAGGAAACGACGACCGGCCACACAGAAGCUACAGCGAAGUUUACACACAACAGAAACACCACGCAAACGUGCAUCUGGCGGUGCCAGUGGUUCACGACGUGGUCGCCGCAAAACUACUGCUGCUGGUAAAAACAAUAGUUCACUAGAGCCACCCAGCCCACCGUCAUUCGAAACAGCAGCUGCAGCCGCAAUUGAACAAAACAACGAUGACAGUUUAAAUGGUGAUUUACGAAGUUAUCGGAAAUAUAUGUGAAAAUGACUCAUAUAUAAAAAGCAUGAUGGGAUUUUAGCAAAAUGAGACGUUUACAAUGCGAAUUUCGCAAAAUAAAUAAACAAUUUGUUGUACUCAAUACAUUAAAACAAAAAAACCAACACAUAUAUACAAAUUUUGCAAAAGAGGAUAAAACAAAAAAAUUAACUAUGAGAUGUUGAUUUUGAUGUCGACCACAAAUGAUAUAUUAUUGAAAUGCAACAAUUAAUGAAAAUAACUAAUUUCAUUUAAAAUAAAAAAAAA
Messenger RNA from Contarinia nasturtii (swede midge), 2137 nucleotides. Its product is annotated as zinc finger protein DPF3. The transcript has 4 exons. The coding region runs from base 971 to 1876 and encodes 301 amino acids. Lineage: Eukaryota; Metazoa; Arthropoda; Insecta; Diptera; Cecidomyiidae. The record is from RefSeq and is a predicted model, not a curated record.